AUGACUGCAGAAGCACACUCGCCAGCACAGGAAGUUGACCAGGUGCUGCGUGAUAUAGCGCUCAAGAACCUACAGCUACGCCGACUCACUGGUGUCCUGCUAGUGGAUUCCGAGUUUCUGCGCCUUUGGGACAAAUUCGACGAAGUGAAGCGUACACUCGAGCAGGCAUAUUGCCAGCAGAUAGAUCGAUUAUCCGUCGAUAGUGAAACGGAGGAUAUUAUUUCAUUACUGGAACUGAAGGUGAAAAUACUGCAGCGUUUAAGGAGAGGCUUGUUGGAACGGAUAAGCCGAUACAACGACGCGCGGAAGGAAGACCCACCAGAACUGCAGGAAAAACACUUCCAGGAGCGGUUACAGACAGCACUUAAACAGCUGAACAGAACACACAAACACUUUCGACGGAGUGUUUUAGACAUCAUUUGGGCUGUUGGGGAUAUUCACCAGCUGGAAAAAAUUGAAUCGUUGCUGAAAAAGACAGAUUUUUUGCACGGUAUCGUUUGCAAGAAUCAUCGAAACUGCCUGCACGUUCUGCCAGCCACCAAUCUUGACCACACUAUUGAGCUCAGCUGUGUUCGGUUACAGUUUGCCGCUAAUUCGCUUCUAGUUUUCGCUCUGAUCGAUUUCCGUGAGCUACUCAACACGAUGGAAAGCGAGGAGAGUAUUCAUACGAUGCAUGCUAAACUGCAGGACGAGAUACGACGUUCCUUGAAUGAUAUCCACGUGAAUGAGGAAGAACUGGUAUCUCUACGUCAGAAACUGUUCUCCUCAACGGACAGUCUCACAGCGCAGCGCGCCAUUGCAAUUGAGGAGCGGGAGAAACACGGACUUGAUCUACAGGAGCACUUGCGCACCAUCGACCUGCUCGAACUGAAUCGGCAAGAAAUUGAGGGUCGGGUUACCCUUUUAAUCGAAGAAAGGGAGCUAAUCCAGAAGCAGCUGGAUGAACGACGACGUCUACUCCAAGAUGGUAUGCACGAGAUUGUCCGCUUGGAGAAUCUCAUAGAGCAGAUCGAGCGAGAAAUAUCGGAGCGUACUGUCAGGUUCCAAGAGGAAACUCAAAAGCUCGAACAACGACGGCUGGAUGUCCGCAACGAUGAUACCCUCAGUUCUGAAGAACGAUCAAGGUUGUUGGCUGAAUGUGAUGCAGAAAUGGUUGAACAGCGUAAAACACACACUAGCGACAUUAAUUUACUUGAAGCUCGUUGUGAUGAGCUGAAACGUCUGUCCAAAAGUCUGGCCACUGAUGUCGGCAUGUUUCGUGACGAAGUAGCGCAGAAGCACCGUGACCAGCUGGCCGAGCUAGAACGUCAGAAGCUACUAGCGACGAAUCCCUCUCAGUUAGCCCUGAUCGAGGCACAAAUACUGCAGCAGCAGGAAGAAUUUGACGAAAAUCUCACCAUGUUGAGCCGUGCUCAGGCUCGCACAGAAUACUUUCACGGCGAACAUGGACGAUACUUUCUCAAUGAGGCGGGCGAACGAAUAUACAAACGGGAUUCGCGUGCUUCCGAAUAUCGUCUAGGUCCGGAUGGUGAAUGGAUUAAAAUUUCUCCCGCGCUCAGCCUUUCCACAGACGAAAACGGUGUUUACUUUGUAGAUAAAUUCGGACAAAAAAUUUACCAACAAAAAAAUUCCGCCGACGCGCAUGGUGAAUACUAUCCGGAUGAAAAUGCCACACGGGUGUACAUUGAAACACCAACUAAGCCAAUGCUGAGUGCAUCGAGUGAAUUCCCAUCCUCUCCAUUCCAGCGAACCCAACAACCUCAACCUACCAGUCCCAGUUCGCAGUCAUCCAUGGCAGAUCGGGAAUUUCUUGAGGAGUCGGAAUCAAUGCAGGAAUUGCGGGCACGAGUUGCUAACGAUGUGGCCUACAUCGAGGAAAGCGUAGGAGUUGCACUACGGAAAGGAUUGGCAGCGCUAACCCGAACCAAACCGGCAGAUCCAAUCGGUUAUCUGGCGGAUUACUUGGCGCUAUUGCAAAAGAACGCGUUGGAAACAAAGCGCCGACAGCAGCUGCUCGAACGACUUCGUUUAGCUGAAAGCGCGGAAAGCCGGAUAUAA
This is a messenger RNA of Anopheles marshallii, 2058 nucleotides long. RefSeq lists its product as uncharacterized. The record is from RefSeq and is a predicted model, not a curated record. The transcript is spliced from 2 exons. NCBI's taxonomy places the organism in Eukaryota, Metazoa, Arthropoda, Insecta, Diptera, Culicidae. Gene Ontology annotation, cellular component: Set1C/COMPASS complex. The coding region runs from base 1 to 2058 and encodes 685 amino acids.